This is a messenger RNA of Ahaetulla prasina, 2740 nucleotides long. It is a transcript of the gene CTXND1, whose product is annotated as cortexin domain containing 1. Bases 1386 to 1565 code for a protein of 59 amino acids. NCBI's taxonomy places the organism in Eukaryota, Metazoa, Chordata, Lepidosauria, Squamata, Colubridae. The record is from RefSeq and is a predicted model, not a curated record. The transcript has 2 exons.
AAUUUUGCAGUGCGUGUUUUUGAAACAAAAAUGCAUAAAGGAAUAGCUACGUCCAAGAAUGCAUGUUUAUUAGAUAGAAAGGAAAGGGGAAAAAAUGGAGGAUUCAAUUAACAAUAUUUUUGGACAAAAGAAAAAUAGUCCCCCAGAUUUGAUCAUUUUGACCCUUGUCAUCAAAUCUUCUCACAUAUUUCCAGAUAAUCACAAGAGGCCCAUCUUUUGCAGGCUCUGAUUUGUAAAAGUCCACUUGGAAACUGUUCUAUAAAUAUUCUUUUACUCCAGCUUUUUUUUUUAUUUAUAAAAAACAACAACUCAAAAACCUCCGUUCAGGGAAACUCGGAUGUCCUGCAGCAAGAGAAUUGCCACGAAUUAAAUGAGGUAUAUAAAAAUUGAUGUGGCUUUCCAAAUUACAUAAUUAACCAAAGGAACUGACUCGGAAAACUAUACAAAAAGGAAAAAAAUAUAUAUAUAGAAAAGAAGCUGCAGACAAAUGAAAGGAUUCCCUACUGUUUAAUAAAGAAGCCCAUUACUUUUCUGAAAAAAAAGGCAAUUCGCUUUUUAAGGGGUGAAAUUGUAGUUCCCGCAUAUUGUCGUCCGGGUAUUUGAAGUCAUUUGGCUGCUUUUUCUAUCGUUUCAUAAUCUGAGAAACAAGAGAUGUGGAGGGUUUUGUGUGCGUGUGUGUGUGUGGUUUUUUUUAAAAAUCAGAGUUGGGUAUUCACAGCUCCUGCAAGAUGAUUGAAUAGCAGUUGGGAUGGUUAAUGGACCUGAAACGGAAAUUAGAAGCUGCUUCACGGAUGUAAAAUUGAAAGGGUGGUUGGUAAUUAAGCAACUCUUAUAAAACUCCCGGAGACAUUAAAACUUGGAUGGGAUGUGGAAAUGCACAAUGCAACAAAGGAAUUGCCUGCAAUGAAGAGGGAAAUAGCCUCUCCACUUUGGAGAGAGGGCGAUCUUCAAUUGGCAUGGUUGGAAAUGCAGCAGGAUAGUUCUUAAAAAUCUGAAUCGCAACCUCCAUUUCUUUCCAAGAGAAAUGUGGCAUAGCAGGCUCUGUGAAAAGCAACCCGUUAGAUUUGGGGUUUUUUAAAAAAAACAAACAAACAAACCAUGGUUAACAACGCUGAUGCUUAGCAUCUGUGUGUGAAUCGAAGUUAGUUCUCUUUGCAAAAGAUUUGACCUAAAAUGUUGUCAUUGCAGGAGCACACAUUUAAAAGGAAAUAAAAGGAAAGCAACAUCCAGCCUUAACAGGGAUGCUAUGCCUCUUCCUAAGAAUCGGUUUUCUUGAAUCUUGGUGAAGCUGCCUUAUUCCAGGAACUCAGCAACAAAGCCCAAAUCCAGGGUAAUAAAAUCAUGGUAGCAGCAGGAAUUAACCCUGAUGUGGAGAGACACAAACAAUGGACGGACCAACUCCUGAACCUGCCUUUGUCGAUGUGGAUAAAGGACUAACUUUGGCGUGCUUUGUCUUCCUUUGCCUUUUCCUCAUCGUCAUGAUUAUCCGCUGUGCCAAAGUGAUCAUGGACCCUUAUAGUGCCAUCCCAACCUCCACGUGGGAGGAACAGCACCUGGAUGACUGACCAACCCAAGGGCUUGGGGGGAAAAGGUGCCCCCCCCCAAGCCCUCUGCACCUUGGACCAACCAUGGACUUGGCGCAAGAAAGCACAUUAAGCAGCCACCUUAUCAGGAUGAAAGCACUAAACAGGACUCCUCUUCACACCAAGAUGCUUACGGCAACGGAGAAGUUUUGAGAGCACAUUGAUUAAAGCUCUGCCUGCAGAUCUACUUGAAUUCUACACUUUGUCCUUCUGAUCUAUUGCUACACUCUCUCUCUCUCUCUCUUCCAGGUUUUCAUGAGAAGGGAACUACGACGGUUCUAUUACAUCAAGUAGCACAAAAUGCUCUUUAGAUACUAGGACUCUCUUUCAAAGCUUCCUCUAGAGCAAUCUGUACUUAGCAACGUUGGCUGCAUUUAAAUCCAAUGUGUACAGCUUUAUCCAGGCUGCUUAGCAUUUGAGUAGGGCCUGGGGGGCAAACGGUGUAUGGGAGUCCCCAAAAAAGAAUUGUUUGUGGGUUCAUGUCAAUUUAGUAUUGAUGAGAUUAUAUUAAUUAGAUCCAGCUAGUAUGCUUACUCUCUGUGUAUCUUCCAUAGAAUUAAAGACCAGUAGCAAUAAUUGAAAACUCUCUUUUGCCACUUUCAAAGAUAUACAGGCUCAGGUUAUGUGCCUACGAUUUAAGUCAUUAUUUCAAGUGAAACCAUAAAGAUUUCAGUCGUUAUUUCAAAUGAAACCGUAAAGAUUUCAGUCCUUAUUUCAAGUGAAACCGUAAAGAUUUCAGUCGUUAUUUCAAGUGAAAACAUAAAGAUUUCAGUCCUUAUUUCAAGUGAAACCGUAAAGAUUUCAGUCCUUAUUUCAAGUGAAACCGUAAAGAUUUCAGUCGUUAUUUCAAGUGAAACCGUAAAGAUUUCAGUCGUUAUUUCAAGUGAAACCAUAAAGAUUUCAGUCAUUAUUGAGCACUGCCCUCUAGAGUCAGGAACGACUAGCACAUAUGUGCGAGGGGAAUCUUUACCUUAACUUAUGGAGAUUCUCAAACCAGGUCAUGGUUGCCCCAAAAGUGGCUUUUUCAAAAGGCCACUAGACUUCCUUUGUUUUUCCUUGGAGUUGUUUCACUGCUGAUCCAAGAAGCUUCUUCAGUUGGAUGAGAAGCGAAACGUCUUCAAGGAAAAACUAAGAAAGUCCAGUUGCCUUUUGAAAAA